UGAAAUUACUUAUUCAUAAAUUGGUAUAGUUUGUGGGAAUUAUGAGAAGUAGAGGGGAAUAUUUGAAAUAAUGUAAAAAUAAAGGGGCGGUUGAUAUUGUAUUAAAAAAAAUGGACGCAGCACAACAACCACCACCACCACCAACCAUACCGCAUAAGAUUACCCUAAUUUUCUCCCUCUCAACUCUCCGCAAAUUGCUUAGAUAAACUGAUCAAUCUACUUCUGAUUUUCCAAUUCCAUAGAUUUUUUGUUUUCAGUUUGCGUUUUGCGAAGCUUAAAAACUCGUCUCCUUCCUAAUUUUGAGGUAUUUUUGACCCAAUCUUAGUAACACCCUGAUUUUGGUUUUUUCAAAUCUGUUUGCGUUCUUUCUUCUUCUUUUCCUCCUCCAUCUAUCUGAAAAUUUUGGAAUCUGUUUUUCUGAGGAAUUACUAGAAAAGCCAAUUUUUAUUGCAAUCAAAUUCGGAUUCUUUCUUAUUUUGUUUCUGCAGAUUUCCCAUCGAUUUAGGGGCCUAGCUUAACUUUUUCAGGUCUGUUUGUGGGGGUGAUUGAAUUGGGUUUUCGGAAGGUUUUGGGACAUCCCUAUUUUCCAAUUUAGCAUUUUUGUGAUAUUUGAGAAUUUAGUGAUCAUUCGGAAGUCAUUAUAUAAGGUCGGAUUUUGGGUACUAGUUUCUGAUCAAAAUUCAGGGAAAUAGUUUUAUGGCAUUUGAAUGCCGACAGGAAACGGAAAUCGGUUUAAAGAACUGCUCAAAAGAAUGCUUGGAUAAACUUGGAAAAUCAGAACUCCUCUCCAAUCAAGUUGUUUUUGUGAAGAACGGAAAUACUGAAUCUUUGGGGAUUGAGAAGCAGCUGUCUGUAUCGAAAUCAAAUUCCAAAAUCGGGUUAAGUUUCUCUGAAGCUUUGCCCAACCAGCAUUGGUCAUUUUCUGAUCUACCUCCAGCAUUGAUAUCUGAAAUUUUUAAUUACCUAGACCCAAAAGGACUUGGUAUUGUGUCUUGUGUCAAUACAUCUUUGUGUAGGCUUGCAUCUGAGCACCGUGUGUGGAAGGACUUCUACUAUGAGAGGUGGGGGCAUCCGGCAACUGCAGCCAAUUUGGGGCCAGGAGGUUCGGAUGAGAACUCAUGGAGGAAAUUGUUUGUGGAGAGGGAAUUCCGGAGCAAGACAUUUAUGGGACGUUACAGCAUCGACACUCUGUAUGGCCACACGGAAGCUGUGAGGACAGUCUUUGUGUUAGUUUCUAAAAAGCUGGUCUUCACAUCGGGAUAUGAUCAGGUGGUGAGAAUGUGGGACCUGGAAGAAGGUUUGUCAAUCACAUCAUCUCGACCUCUUGGUUGCACCAUUCGAGCUGUUGCUGCUGAUACAAGACUUUUGGUUGCUGGGGGUACUGAUGGUUUUAUACAUGGUUGGAAGGUUGAGAAUGGGAACCCUCACUUGUUUGACCUUAGGGCAUCUAACAAUCAGAAUAUGGAGUUCCGAGUUUGGGGACACGAGGGGCCUAUAACUUGUCUUGCUUUGGAUUUUGGGAAAAUGUAUAGUGGUUCCUGGGACAUGACUGUGCGUGUUUGGGAUCGUUCUUCUCUGAAAUGUUUGAAUAUCUUGGUGCAUAAUGACUGGGUUUGGAGCCUCGUUCCUCAUGAUACUACAAUUGGAAGCACUGCAGGUUCAAAUGUUUACAUUUGGGACACUACUUCUGGAAGCCCACUUGCCAUCAUUAAUAGUGCUCAUGAUGGUCAUGCGUAUGCCUUGGCACGAAGCCACUCAGGGAAGCUUCUGUUUACUGGAGGGGAGGAUGGCUCUAUACACAUGUUUGAGGUCACUAGGAAUGUUAACUACACUACUCGAAGGAUUGCAACUUGGAUUCCUCACAUUGGGUCUGUUUAUUCUCUUGCAUUUGAGUUCCCUUGGUUGGUUUCAGCUUCCAGUGAUGGGAAAAUAUCGCUUAUUGAUGUGAGGAAGUUGUUGAAGACCAGCAAAGUUUCAUCUACUGGAAAAUUUUCUAAGGGUAGCAACUGGGACCAAAAGAAUGUGGAACCUCCACAGAGAAUGCUACACGGAUUCGGAUGCAAUUUAUUCUCUGUGGGUGUUGGUUCUGAUAGAAUUGCCUGUGGUGGUGAAGAUGGUGUUGUCCGGAUCUGGAAUUUUUCGCAAGCUCUUGAGAUUGAACAAAGAAUCCAGAGUUUGAGAGGUAUACGGCUCGAAAAUCGGAUGAGGCGUCGUAAGCUUCAAAUUGAGAUGAGUAGUGGUAAAGUGAAUCCAGGCGAGCAGUGUUCAGCAGCUGCAAAGAAAAACCAGAUGAAUAGUGAUAAGAAUGGCUGGCAUAACAAGCGUAGAGUAGGUGGGAAGGUGAAAGUGUAGUUUCUGGUUGUUAUUAUUUCCUUAUCAUCUUAGUUCUAAUUGGCUAGGUAUGUACGAAGGAAUAGUUUGAUUAGCAGCUUUUGUAGUUUUCAAGUUGUUUACUGAAUGUUUAGCCUUCAGAAAUUCUCUUUUGAAUUUGAUUAUUCCUCUUGACAACUAUAUACACGUAUGUCUAUACAUAUUUCCUUCUUGUUUUCCUUUUA
Molecule: messenger RNA, 2555 nt
Organism: Salvia miltiorrhiza (redroot sage)
Lineage: Eukaryota; Viridiplantae; Streptophyta; Magnoliopsida; Lamiales; Lamiaceae
Product: F-box/WD-40 repeat-containing protein At5g21040
Exons: 1
Coding region: 697-2352 (551 amino acids)
Cellular component (GO): preribosome, large subunit precursor
Molecular function (GO): protein binding
Source: RefSeq, a predicted model, not a curated record